AUGAUCAAGGAAACAGAACGACACCGUCUUGUGUUGCUUUCAAUCAAACUCAACGUCUUGUUGGCGAGGCUGCUAAAAAAUCAGGCUACUGCUAAUCCAAUUAAUACUAUUUUUGAUGCAAAGAGGCUUAUUGGCAGAAGAUUCACUGAUGAAGUAGUGCAGAAUGACAUAAAACUCUGGCCUUUUAAGGUUAUUUCCGUGGCUGAAGACAGCAAGCCUGUUAUCGUAGUCACUUAUAAAGGCGAAGAAAAGCAGUUUGCUGCAGAGGAGAUCUCUUCAAUGAUCUUAAUGAAGAUGAAACAGACUGCAGAGACCUACCUUGCCUCGGAAGUGAAAAAUGUUGUUGUCACUGUCCCUGCUUAUUUCAAUGAUUCCCAACGUCAGGCAACAAAAGAUGCCGGUACCAUUGCUGGACUCAAUGUCAUGCGGAUUAUCAAUGAACCAACGGCUGCUGCCAUUGCCUAUGGUCUUGAUAAAAUCGGCAGUGAUAGGAAAGAGACGGCUAAGAACGUGUUAGUUUUUGAUCUUGGUGGUGGGACAUUUGAUGUAUCUUUGGUUAGAAUUGGUAAACAGGCUUGUGAAGUGAAAGCAGUUAACGGAGACACCCAUCUAGGUGGUCAGGAUUUUGACAGUAGAAUGGUUGAUUACUUUGUGGCUGAGUUUAAGAGGAAACAUAACAAGGACAUCAGUAAAGACCGCAGGGCUAUUGGGAGGUUGCGAUCUGCUUGUGAGAGAGCUAAAAGGAUGCUGUCAUCAGCUACCGAAACUAGUGUUGAUGUAGAUUGUUUGUAUGAGGGUAUUGAUUUGUAUUCAACCAUCUCCCGUGCCAAGUUCGAAAAGUUGAACUUGGAUUUGUUUAAAAAUUGUGUGAAUCCUGUUAAGGAAUGUUUGGAAGAUGCCAAAAUGAAAAAGGCUAAUGUUGAUGAUGUUGUUCUAGUUGGUGGGUCAACUAGGAUUCCAAAAGUUCAACAAAUGUUAAAAGAUUUCUUUAAUGGGAAGGAGCUCUGCCAAAGCAUUAACCCGGAUGAGGCUGUUGCAUAUGGUGCUACAAUUGAAGCUGCAAUCUUGAGCGGUGUACGUGACAAUAAAGAUUUUACACUAGUAGAUGUCAUUCCUUUGUCCCUUGGAGUUAGAAAUGAAAGUGGUGGUUGGAUGAGCAUUUUCAUCCCAAAAAUUCUACCAUUCCAGCAACAAGGUCAAAAAUAA
Messenger RNA from Chenopodium quinoa (quinoa), 1206 nucleotides. Its product is annotated as heat shock cognate 70 kDa protein-like. The record is from RefSeq and is a predicted model, not a curated record. The transcript is spliced from 2 exons. Gene Ontology annotation, biological process: protein refolding; cellular response to unfolded protein. Gene Ontology annotation, molecular function: ATP-dependent protein folding chaperone; ATP hydrolysis activity; misfolded protein binding. Bases 1 to 1206 code for a protein of 401 amino acids. Gene Ontology annotation, cellular component: cytoplasm. NCBI's taxonomy places the organism in Eukaryota, Viridiplantae, Streptophyta, Magnoliopsida, Caryophyllales, Amaranthaceae.